AUGGCAGUUUAUGUCGAUAUUGGCGGUUUUCAGCAAAACGUGAAGCGUGCUGCGACGGACGGCGCAUUGGCCUUGGAAGCCACUCGAGCACAAGUGACCUUACACUUCCUCAUCAAUGAUGUGUUCAUGACUUUUUUCUUCGGCAUAGCAAUGGUUGAGAUAGUCGUGGCUGUAUUGCCUGGGGGCUCAUUGUCUCCAGUGAAGAAGGCUAUCGUACCAUUAAUGGGUACGCUAGGUGGAAUACUCGGUCCUAUUACGGUCUUUUUCGUCCUAAUGUUAACCAUGAACGCCCUAGGUGGAUUUGAUAGCUCCCCACACGACUUGUCGGAUCUCCUCAAUGGUUGGGGUAUCGUUGUAGCGACGGACAUCUCCAUCGCGUGGCUGGUGGCUUCAUUCGUAUUUGGUGGUGGACAUGCUGCUAUCCGUUUCCUCUUACUUUUGGCUGUUGCGGAUGAUGUUGGAGGCGUGCUUAUUAUCGCCUUCUUCUACCCUUCAGAUCAUAAACCGGAGUUCAUGUAUCUGCUAUUGUGUGUGGCAGGGUGUGCAGUGGCGUUCCUUAUUCGUACGUUGAAGCUUAAGCACUGGGCAUGGUACGUGUUCCUAGGUGGUCCUCUGGUAUGGUAUGGUCUAUUGGAGGCAUCUGUUCACGCCUCUCUGGCCCUCUGUCUUAUUGUCCCCUUCAUGCCUAAGGAGAUAGACACCAGUGAACCCAACUUCUUCGUUAAACUGUGGCGUAGAUGGCGCAAUAAUAGGAACGUUGAGGAGAACACGAAGACUGGAUCAAGUGGGAGUGCGUGUUCACAGACGUGUGAGUCAUCGACGGGCGUUGUAGACGGCCCCUUGGAGAAGUUCGAUCACGACUGCGCCUUUUUUGUACAUUGUGGGCUUUUCUUUUUCGCCCUGGCAAAUGCCGGUGUUAAGUUUGGUGGAGAAUCUAUCGGUCUAAUCACGUUGGCUAUCACAGUCUCCCUAAUUGUUGGUAAAACUGUAGGGAUUUUCGUCUUUGGGUGGAUUGCGAGCACUGUGUUUAAAUUUGGUCUACCCGAUGGUAUGACAGUUAAGCACCUGUUCGUAGUUGGUAUCAUCUCAGGAGUAGGCCUGACUGUUGCUCUUUUCGUGGCUCAAUCGGCGUACACCCAGCCGGACCUGUUAGCCCAGGCGAAAUUGGGAGCUCUACUGUCUGCUGUUUGUGCUCCUAUUGCGAUAGUCACAGGAAGACUAUUCCGAAUCGUUAGGGUAGCUGCUGGGGAAUCAUCCACCAGCAAAUGAACACCUACUUAGAGUGACAGUAAGAAGCGUUAGAUUUUCCCAUUUCGCAGGGUUCGAUCACAUCGUGGUGUGUUUGUAGUGUCGUCUUGGUCGUGAUAGUUGCCUAUUUGUCUGUUGUUGUUGAUAUCGUUCGAAUUGUGAGGUGUGAAGGAUAGCUCGUCUAUGUUGAUCGCCUCCGUAUCAGUGUAUAAAGAUCCUGAUAAUUGUCACGAACUGAGACAUGUCAUACCACUUCUGCGUCAACUUGUCUAUGUUUUCUCAUAAUCAUCUUAUUGGUUUCACAGCACUUCUGUAGAGUUCGUCAUGGUCCAUUGGAGCGAUUACUGC
Molecule: messenger RNA, 1596 nt
Organism: Perkinsus marinus ATCC 50983
Lineage: Eukaryota; Perkinsozoa; Perkinsida; Perkinsidae
Exons: 3
Coding region: 1-1269 (422 amino acids)
Biological process (GO): regulation of pH; sodium ion transport
Cellular component (GO): membrane
Molecular function (GO): sodium:proton antiporter activity
Source: RefSeq, a predicted model, not a curated record